Messenger RNA from Prorocentrum cordatum, 960 nucleotides. Lineage: Eukaryota; Dinophyceae; Prorocentrales; Prorocentraceae. The record is from the annotation of a GenBank genome assembly.
AUGUCCUCCAAGGCGGGGACCGCCUACUACGUGGCGCCCGAGGUCUUGAAGGGCUCCUAUGACGAGCGCUGCGACGUCUGGAGUGCGGGGAUCAUAACGUUCAUCCUCCUCUGCGGCUACCCGCCCUUCUCUGGCGAGACAGACCCAGAGAUCCUCCGGAAGGUGAAGGCAGGCGUCUUCGAGUUCCGAUCGCCCGAGUGGGAUCUCAUCUCGCAGGGCGCGAAGAACCUGGUCACGCAGAUGCUCACAGUGGACCCGUCUCUGCGGCCAUCCGCAAAGGCAUUGUUGGAUACUCCUUGGUUGCGGUUUAAGGGCACGCCUACACCCGCUGCCAUCGGCACCGACUUCGUGAGACGACUACAGGGCUUCCGCGCCAAUUCGAAGCUUAAGAAAAUUGCGCUGGCCAUUAUCGCCCAGCAGCUGCCGGACGAGGAGAUCGAGUCUCUGCAAGGCAUCUUCAAGGGGCUUGACAAGAACGCAGACGGCAUGCUGUCGCCAGAUGAGGUAAGACAAGGCAUGCUGCAGCAUGGCCUGAAGGUUCCCCAGCAUUUGGAUGACCUUCUGAAGGCGGUGGACUGCAAUGGCUCAGGUCAGCUUGACUACACCGAGUUCCUGGCCACCAUGAUAGACAAGAAGGUCUACAUGCAGAGGGAUGUAUGCUGGGCCGCUUUCCGCGCCUUCGACCUCGACGGCGACGGGAAGAUCACCCGCGAAGAGCUGGGAAAGGUGCUCAACGGCGACUCGGUGAAGGAAGCGCUGGGCGCCAGCAGGAUCGAUAAGAUUAUCAAGGAGGUGGACCUGGAUGGCGACGGGGUCAUCGACUUCGAGGAGUUCUGCAGCAUGAUGGCGUCGCGCGGGCGCGCCGUCGGAGGCAGCACCGCUGGCUCCGCGGGAGCCGGGGGAGCGCGGGCCAGCGGGCCCCCGGCGGCGAAGAGGGCCAAGAAGGGCGCCGGCUCGUGA